Molecule: messenger RNA, 1389 nt
Organism: Saccharomyces paradoxus
Lineage: Eukaryota; Fungi; Ascomycota; Saccharomycetes; Saccharomycetales; Saccharomycetaceae
Gene: PUS9
Product: pseudouridine synthase PUS9
Exons: 1
Coding region: 1-1389 (462 amino acids)
Biological process (GO): pseudouridine synthesis
Molecular function (GO): RNA binding; pseudouridine synthase activity
Source: RefSeq, a predicted model, not a curated record
AUGCAAAGAAAUAAUAGUUUAAGAAAGUUCUUUACAGUGCCAAUAAUCAUGACUCGGCAUGUCAAAAGAAACGCGUUAUCCGCAGGUCUUUCUUCUGCAGGUAAUGCAACGUCAAAUGAAUUUGAUGAACAUUUACAAAAUGAGGUUGAAAGAGAGAAGGAAAUUCAAAAAAGAAAAAAAAUAAAACGAACUCAACCAAAAAAGCUGCCAAGUCUGAUCGGCGGAUCCACUUUCCAAUCAAGAACGACAGGGAGUAAGAAGGAGAAACAUAGACAACUAGAUCCGGAGUAUAAAGCCGUCAUCGAUGGGCCCCUAAGGAAAAUCAAGCCCUACCAUUUUAUCUACAGGACCUUUUGCAAAGAGCGUUGGAGAGAUAAAAAAUUGGUCGAUGUCUUCACGUCUGAAUUUCGAGAUCGUGAACCUGAAUACUAUAAAAGAACAAUUGCCAACGGGGAAGUUUGCUUAAACGAUAAGGCUGCGGACCUAUCUUCUGUAAUUCACAAUGGUGAUCUGAUAACGCAUCAAGUGCAUAGACAUGAGCCUCCAGUUACUUCUAGGCCCAUAAAGGUUAUUUUUGAAGAUGAUAACAUAAUGGUUAUUGAUAAACCAAGUGGUAUACCUGUUCACCCAACUGGCCGAUAUCGGUUUAAUACGAUUACGAAGAUGCUACAAAAUAAUCUAGGGAUUGUCGUAAAUCCAUGUAAUAGAUUAGAUAGGCUCACAAGCGGAUUAAUGUUUUUGGCAAAAACCCCGAAGGGAGCUGAUGAUAUCGGUGAUCAACUAAAAACUCGAGAAGUUACUAAAGAAUACGUGGCCAGGGUGGUUGGAGAAUUUCCAGAAAUGGAGAUAAUUGUUGAAAAGCCUUUAAAACUGGUCGAACCAAGGCUUGCUCUUAAUGCAGUGUGCCAAAUGGAGGAGGAAGGUGCCAAGCAUGCAAAAACUGUUUUCAACAGAAUCAGCUACGAUGGAAAAACUAGCGUUGUAAAGUGCAAACCGCUUACCGGGCGAUCACACCAAAUUAGGGUACAUUUACAAUACUUAGGCCACCCGAUUGCUAAUGAUCCUAUUUAUUCGAACGACGAAGUAUGGGGUAGCAAUCUAGGAAAAGGUGGACAGGUUGACUUCGAUACAGUUAUGGCUAAAUUGGAUGAAAUAGGGAAAAGCAAGCCUGCAAAAAGUUGGUUCUAUGAUGGUGUCGGGUACGGUGAGGUAUUAAAGCAAGAAAAAUGUUCUGUUUGUGAAUCUGAUUUGUAUAGUGAUCCUGGCCCUAAUGACCUUGAUCUCUGGUUACACGCAUAUCUGUACGAAUCCACCAAGACUGACGAAGAAACCGGAAAAAAAAAGUGGUGCUACAAAACAGAGUAUCCAGAAUGGGCUCUAGCAAGAUAG